GUCAAAUGUUUGUGGAAAGGUUUUGAAUUUGAAAUACUGGAUCACUUGAGAAAAUUUACCCCAUGAAAGCUAGGUGUAACUAGUGCUAGUUAUGUUUGAUUUUAGAACCCCAUUUUGGACAAAUAAAUAGGGCUUACAUUCUGGGCUUUUGUUAGAUUUCAAAAUUUCAACUUGCUUAUGUUAUGGAUCUUUAACUUCAGCUGAAGAUUUUGGAAUGGUCUUUUACCCGUUUUCAGAUGUUUUUCGUAAUGAAUACUGCUAUCCCUUAAGGCAGGUAGGAGUGACCCUUGGCAGGCAUGUGGGAUUUCAUUCAUGAUUUUCAAUACUUAGCUGAAGGUCUGUGUUGGUAUUCUGUGGAGGCCUUUGACUUUGUAACUGGUGAAUUCCCUGUGCUUUGCUUGAUUUUUGCCUCUUUCCUUCUGCGAGUUUAUCAGAUUCUUCUUUUGCCAAAUCUUGAUUUCUUAGAUUCUUCAUUUGAUAUGAGACAUGAAGACUUUGGUUUGAUUUUGUAAAUGGUUAUCAGUGGUUAGAAAAGUCAAGUUAACGUUCGAGAACCAGAAAGAGGGAAAAGCAAAAUUAAUGUAACUUUUCGGAUUUUUUGUCCUGGCAUCUGAGUGGAAUUGGUUGUGAUCUGAUCGGGGAUAUUGUUUACCGAUUUUACAAUGGAUUCAAUUCAAAAUAAAGUUUAUUACUGUUGUGUUUCUAAAGGUAAUAAUGUCCUGUAUGCGUAUAGCGGUGGAGACCAAGGAAUUGAGAAUGUUGCAGCUUUGUGCUUGGAGAGGGCUCCUCCUUUCCACAGGUGGUAUUUUGAGACAAUAGGUAAAAGGACUUAUGGGUUUUUUAUGGAAGAUGGGUAUGUUUACUUCGGUAUCAUUGAUGAAGGUCUUGGUAACUCAGUACUUCUUCGGUUUUUGGAGCAUGUUAGAGAUGAAUUCAGAAAGCUAGCUAGAAAAGGUUCAAGGGGAAUUUUGCCAAACAUGAACUCAAUUUAUAUUCAGGAAAAACUGGUUCCCGUCAUCCACAGCCUGAUCACUUCAUUAGAGAAUGUCUCAAAUGGUAGUAGUAAGUGGAGAGAUGAAACUUCCUCAUCUCUUCAUGUAGAUCUGUCUCCAUCACCUAGUAAUUUGAAUGGACAAAUUGAAAGUGCUAGUUCAACAAAAGCCCCUUUAUUGGGAAAAUCUAGCAAGCCGGAGAAGAAGAAAGUAAAGGAUCAUGUGAUUGCAAUGAGAGAUGUUGAGUUAGAGGAGCAUCGGAAAUCUACUGAGAGAGGAGCAAGGGCUGAUUCAGGAAAUAUGGAUUGUAUUAGCCAAGGCGGUGCAGGUGCAUCAGUUUUGCAAAAGGAUGUGGGUUCAAUGAGGACGAGAUCAAGCCCUCAAAACAUUCGUAGGAAAUGGUGGAGCCAAGUACGCAUUGUUCUAGCUAUUGAUGCAGCUGUGUGUAUAAUAUUAUUUGUCAUCUGGUUAGUAAUAUGUCAUGGUUUAUCCUGCAUUCGAUAGAAUUCAACCUUCUUAUGUGACUCUCAAUUUGAAUCAUUAUCAUAUUGGAACUUGAGAUUUUUCAUGCAUGAUCUGAUCAACAACAGACAUUGGUUUCUUUAGUGGAGUACGCAGAUAGAAGUUAAGUAUUUGUCUUGUUGGUGAGAUCUUUAGUGCUUAUUUGUAGGCAUGUGCUUCUGGUUACCCAUGUAAGAGUGUACUGUACAGUUUCGUUACUUUUAAACAUAUCUUUACUUGUAUAUGAAUUUUGGGAAGAUU
Messenger RNA from Gastrolobium bilobum, 1754 nucleotides. RefSeq names its product phytolongin Phyl1.1. NCBI's taxonomy places the organism in Eukaryota, Viridiplantae, Streptophyta, Magnoliopsida, Fabales, Fabaceae. The coding region runs from base 663 to 1496 and encodes 277 amino acids. The transcript is spliced from 2 exons. The record is from RefSeq and is a predicted model, not a curated record. Gene Ontology annotation, cellular component: membrane.